CCGGGGGCCGCGGAGCCGCCGCCGCCGCUGCUGCUGCUGCCGCCGCUGCUGAGACCCAGCGGGCGAUGGGAUGAAGAUGAGACGCUACAAGCUCUUUCUCAUGUUCUGUAUGGCCGGCCUGUGCCUCAUCUCCUUCCUGCACUUCUUUAAGACCCUGUCCUAUGUCACCUUCCCCCGAGAACUGGCCUCCCUCAGUCCUAACCUUGUGUCCAGCUUCUUCUGGAACAAUGCCCCCGUCACACCCCAGGCCAGCCCCGAGCCGGGUGGCCCCGAUCUGCUUCGGACCCCUCUGUACUCGCACUCACCCCUGCUCCAGCCGCUGUCCCCCAGCAAGGCCACCGAGGAACUCCACCGGGUGGACUUUGUGCUGCCCGAGGACACCACCGAGUAUUUCGUGCGCACCAAAGCCGGGGGCGUGUGCUUCAAGCCAGGUACCAAGAUGCUGGAGAAACCACCAUCGGGGCGGCCAGAGGAGAAGCCGGAGGGUAGCCCUGCGCGGCGCCCCCCGCGGCACGUGCUGAGCGCCCGGGAGCGCGCGGGCGGCCGCGCGCGGCGCAAGUGGGUGGAGUGCGUGUGCCUGCCGGGCUGGCACGGGCCCAGCUGCGGCGUGCCCACCGUGGUGCAGUACUCCAACCUGCCCACCAAGGAGCGCCUGGUGCCCAGGGAGGUGCCCCGGCGGGUCAUCAACGCCAUCAACAUCAACCACGAGUUCGACCUGCUGGCCGUGCGCUUCCACGAGCUGGGCGACGUGGUGGACGCCUUCGUGGUGUGCGAGUCCAACUUCACGGCCUACGGGGAGCCGCGGCCGCUCAAGUUCCGCGAGAUGCUGACCAAUGGCACGUUCGAGUACAUCCGCCACAAGGUGCUCUACGUCUUCCUGGACCACUUCCCGCCCGGAGGCCGGCAGGACGGCUGGAUCGCCGACGACUACCUGCGCACCUUCCUGACGCAGGAUGGCGUGUCGCGGCUGCGCAACCUGCGGCCCGAUGACGUCUUCAUCAUCGAUGACGCGGACGAGAUCCCGGCGCGCGAUGGCGUGCUCUUCCUCAAGCUCUACGACGGCUGGACGGAGCCCUUCGCCUUCCACAUGCGCAAGUCGCUGUAUGGCUUCUUCUGGAAGCAGCCUGGCACCCUGGAGGUGGUGUCCGGCUGCACGGUGGACAUGCUGCAGGCCGUGUACGGGCUGGACGGCAUCCGCCUGCGCCGCCGCCAGUAUUACACCAUGCCCAACUUCCGUCAGUACGAGAACCGUACCGGCCACAUCCUGGUGCAGUGGUCGCUGGGCAGCCCGCUGCACUUCGCGGGCUGGCACUGCUCUUGGUGCUUCACGCCCGAGGGCAUCUACUUCAAGCUCGUGUCCGCCCAGAACGGCGACUUCCCCCGCUGGGGUGACUACGAGGACAAGCGGGACCUCAAUUACAUCCGCAGCCUGAUCCGCACCGGGGGCUGGUUCGAUGGCACGCAGCAGGAGUACCCGCCUGCUGACCCCAGCGAACACAUGUACGCCCCCAAGUACCUGCUCAAGAACUACGCCCAGUUCCGAUACUUGCUGGACAACCCAUACCGGGAGCCCAAGAGCACAACGGACGCAGGGCGGCGGAACCAUGGCCCCGAGGGAAGGCCGCCCCUGGCCAGGGGCAAGUUGGACGCCGCCAUUGAGGGUUAAGACCGCAUCAUCUCAGGGCCUUGGUACAGUGGGGCUACCCCAGUGUUCUCUCCUGCUGGCUCGGGGUUCUUGGGAGGACCAGUUGCGGAUGGGUGGGUGGGUGUCUUCCCCACUCAAGCCCUUGUGAAUCAAGGAUCAGGUCUUUCAGCUCAAAAGAGAGAAAAAAAAAAAAAAAGGAAAGAAAUCCUUCCCAUCAGGAGAGAGGAGCAAGCCCAGACAUCUAUGCAGCCUUUUGUCACAGCCGAGA
This is a messenger RNA of Castor canadensis (American beaver), 1913 nucleotides long. It is a transcript of the gene Mgat3, whose product is annotated as beta-1,4-mannosyl-glycoprotein 4-beta-N-acetylglucosaminyltransferase. Lineage: Eukaryota; Metazoa; Chordata; Mammalia; Rodentia; Castoridae. Gene Ontology annotation, cellular component: membrane. Gene Ontology annotation, molecular function: beta-1,4-mannosylglycoprotein 4-beta-N-acetylglucosaminyltransferase activity. Gene Ontology annotation, biological process: N-acetylglucosamine metabolic process. The record is from RefSeq and is a predicted model, not a curated record.